AUGAACCUUGCUUUGAUUCCGCGAGUUGCGCGUCCUUCAAGCCAGGAACCCCGUUUGGUCGGUGCUAAAAACCCCACGACCACCUGUCCCGCGGGGUUGGCGCGCGUCCGGUCGCGUCGAACGCUGACAUCUACGACCACCGUGGACAGCACUGCGCUUCUAACAAGCCAUGAGCCUGUCUUACAGGCCCUGCCCGUUCGGGUACGCGGUGAAUCCGUUGACGGGAUGGACAGAGCAGGUUCUUUGCAAGCGGUGGAUCCGUCGGUUGACCGAGGGUGUGAUGGACAGAGCAGCAGGCUUGCUCUGUCAUUCUUGGGUGCAGCGCGCCAGUCAAAGCAUCAUUUGGAAUGGACACUUGUCUUGAGCACGCUCAGCUUGUUGGAAACAUGCCUGGCUUCUUGCGUAUGA
This is a messenger RNA of Durusdinium trenchii, 408 nucleotides long. The record is from the annotation of a GenBank genome assembly. Lineage: Eukaryota; Dinophyceae; Suessiales; Symbiodiniaceae.